AUUCGACCAAAUUAUUGCGGGUAGUCGGAAGGCGAUAAUCAAAACAGAUCACAAGCCGUUNAUUAACAUUUUCAAGAAAGCUCUUCUAAAAGCACCAAAAAGACUUCAACUCAUGCUGAUGGCUCUUCAAAGAUACAACUUAGAAGUCACAUUCGUGAAAGGUAAAGAAAAUGUCGUAGCAGACACACUAUCCAGAGCAACGCCCAGACGAACUUACGUCGAAGAAGAAAAAAUACAGGAAAAAAACGUAUUUACUAUAACGAAAGAUAGCAGACUCAGCUAUAUAAUUCAAAAAAUAAGUAUCACAAAAUCUCUACAGAUAACACCGGAACGGAUAGAACAUAUAAAGAAGGAAACAGAAGCGGAUGUUACUCUCCAGCAAUUGAUAACUUAUAUUGUCAGAGGAUGGCCCAAGUACAUACAGGAUGUAGAAGACAAUUGUAAGGUGUUUUUUCAAUAUAAAGAUGAAUUAUCGACUCAGGGAGGUCUAGUAUUUAGAAGUGAUAGGAUUGUAAUUCCUACACAACUCAGGAAGACAAUGCUACAUCGAGUGCAUGUGGCGCAUACAGGAAUUGAAACUACAUUGAAGCUUGCAAGAGACACAAUUUUCUGGCCUGGUAUGUCUAGCCAGAUUCAACAAAUGAUACAAACCUGUGAAACUUGUAUGAAAUUUAAAAAUUCACAACAAAAUCCACCCAUGCAAUCACAUGAAAUUCCGUUGUAUCCGUUUCAGUUUGUAUCUAUGGAUGUAUUUUUUGCCAGAUUUGGAGGAAGGAAGUGCAAGUUUUUAGUCACAGUUGACCACUACUCGGAUUAUUUUGAGUUAGACAUACUACCAGAUAUGUCAGCAGAAUCAGUAGUUGAAGUAUGUAAACGAAAUUUCAGUCGACACGGNGUUCCCCUCCGAAUAUGCAGUGACAACGGUACCAAUUUUGAAAACAAACUUAUGAAGAAACUUAGUUCGAAGUGGGGAUUUGACCUCACAACGUCCGCCCCAAACCACCAACAGGCCAAUGGCAAAGCGGAGGCUGCAGUUAAAAUUGCAAAGAAGAUGAUACGGAAGUCUGAAGACAACGGUGAAGAUCUUUGGUUUAUGUUACUUCACUGGAGAAACACUCCAAAUAAAGUAUCGUCUAGUCCAUCCCAAAGAAUUUUUUCACGCCGAACCAGAACAGGAAUUCCAGCANCAUUAACAACGUUAUUACCCAAAGUUAUACAACAGGUACCUGAAACAAUAGAGCAUAAUCGUAGAAGAAGUAAGUUUUAUUAUGAUUUCAAGACAAAAGAAUUACCAAACCUUGUAAUCGGACAACCAGUUGCUGUACAAUUACAACUAAAUCGUGAUAACUUGUGGGAUAAAGGAAUUGUUGAACAUAAGUUUAGCGACCGGGACUAUCUCAUCAAUGUCGAUGGUGCUAGAUAUAGGCGAAGUCUAGUACAUAUACAACCCUACAGCGGUCCCAUGGUUCAAGAGGAAAAUAAUUCGGGUAAACGUCAUUUGGAUAUCGAUAUACAGACACAACAAGAGAANAGUAAACCCAUAAAACCCACCAAUAAUAGUAAUACCGUACACGAGGAGUUAUUACACGAUCCUCGACAAUAUACAGCCGCGAUAGACGAAACACCAGCUAUAAGGAACGCUGACGUUUCCACUCAAAAAGACUCUGUCAGGGAUAUGAGACCAAAGAGGGAAAAGAAGAUUCCUAAUAGGUUUAAGGACUUUGUAAUGUUUUAA
Messenger RNA from Pseudomyrmex gracilis, 1735 nucleotides. RefSeq lists its product as uncharacterized. The record is from RefSeq and is a predicted model, not a curated record. Gene Ontology annotation, biological process: DNA integration. Lineage: Eukaryota; Metazoa; Arthropoda; Insecta; Hymenoptera; Formicidae. Gene Ontology annotation, molecular function: nucleic acid binding. The annotation marks the transcript as partial. The transcript has a single exon.